GAACAAACAAAACAACGAAGCAGUGUUUUGGCAUUUAUGAAUGCUCCUUGUUGGGCUGGGAAAGUAGGAUGACACAUGAAUCAUGAGAAAAAUAAAAGAAAAGGAAAAAAGAAUUAAAAAGCAUAUUGGUUUCAAUGAUCAACGAAUCUGCGGCAGUUUUUCAAUUCAACGAUUUGCUUCGUUUGCUGUGCCGAACUGUGCAGAGGCACCCAGAAAAGGCUAGAAGCUUCUAUUGAAAUUCAUUAGAAAAUAAUGGAAGUCAAAGCCAGAGCUCCCGGGAAAAUCAUACUUGCCGGUGAACAUGCCGUCGUCCAUGGAUCCACCGCCGUUGCCGCUUCCGUCGGUCUCUUCACUACAGCUUCAGUUCGAUUGCCGGGUUCUUCAGACAAGGAUGAUCUUGUGAAACUCCAACUGAAGGACCUGGCGCUCGAGUUUUCAUGGCCAAGUAGUAGAAUCAAGGAAGCUUUGGGUGUGUUUGUUGGUGCCAUCUCGACACCCACAUCGUGCCCUGCAGAAUGCUUGAAAUCAAUUGCAUCUCUGGUUGAGGAUCAGAACAUUCCGGAGGCGAAAAUUGGACUUGCCUCUGGAGUGUCAGCAUUUCUUUGGCUUUGUUCUUCCAUACUAGGAUUUGUGCCUGUUGAGGUGUCCAUCACUUCUGAGCUUCCUCUUGGAUCUGGCUUGGGAUCAUCAGCCGCAUUUUGUGUUGCCCUUUCAGCUGCUUUGAUUGCUUUAUCAGGUUCGGUGAAUGUCAAUCGGGAGCACCGUGGAUGGAUGGUAUAUAAAGAAGAGGAAUUAGAUUUGUUGAACAAGUGGGCCUUUGAGGGUGAAAAGAUAAUCCAUGGAAAACCCUCUGGAAUUGACAACACAGUGAGCACAUAUGGCAGCAUGAUCAAGUUCAGGUCAGGCAGUUUGACCCUCAUUGAAUCCAAUAUGCCAUUGAAAAUGCUUAUUACAAACACAAAAGUUGGAAGAAACACCAAGGCUUUAGUUGCUGGUGUUUCUGAAAGGGCCAUUAGACAUCCUGAUGCAAUGAAAUCAGUUUUUAACGCUGUCGAUUUUAUCAGCAAUGAGUUAUCGAUCCUUAUUCAGUCACCAGUUCAUGACGACGUGUCCCUAACUGAGAAUGAAGAAAAGUUGGCGGAAUUGAUGGAAAUGAAUCAAGGUUUACUUCAGUGUAUGGGGGUAAGCCAUGCAUCUAUCGAAACCGUCCUCCGGACUAGCUUGAAAUACAAGCUAGUUUCCAAAUUGACAGGAGCUGGAGGUGGAGGCUGUGUUCUUACGCUGCUGCCUAACUUACUUUCAGGGAAAGUUGUUGAUGAAGUAAUUGCAGAGCUUGAGUCAUGUGGAUUUGAAUGCUUCAUUGCUGGGAUUGGAGGAAAAGGGGCAGAGAUCUCGUUCGGUGAUCUGUCUUGAAUUUUCAAGUUGUUUUUUGAAUGAAACGAACCCUUUUCCUUUUGUUCCUUUCUUUUCAUGAAGUUGAAUACGCUCAUUACUUCACGCAUGUCACUUGAAAAUUUCUUGAAAUCAUGGUUCACACACCCCCAUCCCCCAAUAGGAGAAAUAAACUUUUAUUCUUCCAGUUUGUUAGUUCAACCAGGCAAGAUUUAGAAUGAAGUCUAUAUGGUAACUUUUGUUGAUCAUGGUUAGCGUCAGACUACUGAAAAGUUCUAGUAGAUGAUAAUCUUUCUGCUCAUGAUACUCUUGGUGUUAACUAAAUGAAACUUCUUUCCGGAUAUAUUGGUUUGAGAAUUUCGAAUAGAUAGCUUAUUUUCAAGGGUCCAAAUGAAAAAAUACAUGUGUUUUUAAGAAAAAA
This is a messenger RNA of Benincasa hispida (wax gourd), 1813 nucleotides long. RefSeq names its product mevalonate kinase (gene MK). Gene Ontology annotation, biological process: isopentenyl diphosphate biosynthetic process, mevalonate pathway; isoprenoid biosynthetic process. Gene Ontology annotation, molecular function: mevalonate kinase activity; ATP binding. Gene Ontology annotation, cellular component: cytoplasm; cytosol. Lineage: Eukaryota; Viridiplantae; Streptophyta; Magnoliopsida; Cucurbitales; Cucurbitaceae. The record is from RefSeq and is a predicted model, not a curated record.